UGAAUUUAUUUUUUCUUACAGCCGAGCUGAUUGUACUUUGACCAACUAAUGGGUUAAUACUGUCAAGGGAAAUUAGCCCUGACUAAACAUUGCCGCUGGCUCAUGAAUGCACUAGGCUUGGGGCAGUAUAAAAACUCAGAGAAACCAGUGUGUAGGAGACACAGAAAUCAGUGCCACUCAGUGACAGAAGCAACAAUAAUUGUGAAAAAUACUUCAGCAGUUAUGGACUCAUCUGUCAUUCAAAGGAAAAAAGUAGCUGUCAUUGGUGGUGGCUUGGUUGGCUCAUUACAAGCAUGCUUUCUUGCAAAGAGGCAUUUCCAAAUUGAUGUAUAUGAAGCUAGGGAAGAUACUCGAGUGGCUCCCUUCACACGUGGAAGAAGCAUUAACUUAGCCCUUUCUCAUAGAGGACGACAAGCCUUGAAAGCUGUUGGCCUGGAAGAUCAGAUUGUAUCCCAAGGUAUUCCCAUGAGAGCAAGAAUGAUCCACUCUCUUUCAGGAAAAAUGUCUGCAAUUCCCUAUGGGACAAAGUCUCAGUAUAUUCUUUCUGUAAGCAGAGAAAAUCUAAACAAGGAUCUAUUGACUGCUGCUGAGAAAUACCCCAAUGUGAAAAUGCACUUUAACCACAGGCUGUUGAAAUGUAAUCCAGAGGAAGGAAUGAUCACAGUGCUUGGAUCUGACAAAGUUCCCAAAGAUGUCACUUGUGACCUCAUUGUAGGAUGUGAUGGAGCCUAUUCAACUGUCAGAUCUCACCUGAUGAAGAAACCUCGCUUUGAUUACAGUCAGCAGUACAUUCCUCAUGGGUACAUGGAGUUGACUAUUCCACCUAAGAACGGAGAUUAUGCCAUGGAACCUAAUUAUCUGCAUAUUUGGCCUAGAAAUACCUUUAUGAUGAUUGCACUUCCUAACAUGAACAAGUCAUUCACAUGUACUUUGUUCAUGCCCUUUGAAGAGUUUGAAAAACUUCUAACCAGUAAUGACGUGGUAGAUUUCUUCCAGAAAUACUUUCCGGAUGCCAUCCCUCUAAUUGGAGAGAAACUCCUAGUGCAAGAUUUCUUCCUGUUGCCUGCCCAGCCCAUGAUAUCUGUAAAGUGCUCUUCAUUUCACUUUAAAUCUCACUGUGUACUGCUGGGAGAUGCAGCUCAUGCUAUAGUGCCGUUUUUUGGGCAAGGAAUGAAUGCGGGCUUUGAAGACUGCUUGGUAUUUGAUGAGUUAAUGGAUAAAUUCAAUAAUGACCUUAGUUUGUGUCUUCCUGUGUUCUCAAGAUUGAGAAUCCCAGAUGAUCACGCGAUUUCAGACCUAUCCAUGUACAAUUACAUAGAGAUGCGAGCACAUGUCAACUCAAGCUGGUUCAUUUUUCAGAAGAACAUGGAGAGAUUUCUUCAUACGAUUAUGCCGUCGACCUUUAUCCCUCUCUAUACAAUGGUCACUUUUUCCAGAAUAAGAUACCAUGAGGCUGUGCAGCGUUGGCAUUGGCAAAAAAAGGUGAUAAACAAAGGACUCUUUUUCUUGGGAUCACUGAUAGCCAUCAGCAGUACCUACCUACUUAUACACUACAUGUCACCACGACCUUUCCUCCGCUUGAGAAGACCAUGGAACUGGAUAGCUCACUUCCGGAAUACAACAUGUUUCCCUGCAAAGGCCAUGGACUCCCUAGAACAAAUUUCCAAUCUCAUUAGCAGGUGAUAGAAAGGUUUUGUGGUAGCAAAUGCAUGAUUUCUCUGUGACCAAAAUUAAGCAUGAAAAAAAUGUUUCCAUUGCCAUAUUUGAUUCACUAGUGGAAGAUAGUGUUCUGCUUAUAAUUAAACUGAAUGUAGAGUAUCUCUA
Molecule: messenger RNA, 1824 nt
Organism: Gorilla gorilla gorilla (western lowland gorilla)
Lineage: Eukaryota; Metazoa; Chordata; Mammalia; Primates; Hominidae
Gene: KMO
Product: kynurenine 3-monooxygenase
Exons: 15
Coding region: 103-1683 (526 amino acids)
Biological process (GO): L-tryptophan catabolic process; quinolinate biosynthetic process
Cellular component (GO): mitochondrial outer membrane
Molecular function (GO): kynurenine 3-monooxygenase activity; FAD binding
Source: RefSeq, a predicted model, not a curated record